GGCAGCUCCUCCAGAGGCGUCAGAAGCGAGUGUGUUGCCUGCCAGAAGCAGCUCGGCUCACCUGCACAGACAUGUCCCCCUGCCCCAACAGCUACUCCUCUGUCCACCACCUGAGGAUGUCCGAUAGAGACAACAUCAAAUUAAGGAAACCCAUAGUGGAGAAAAUGCGCAGGGACCGCAUCAACACCUGCAUAGAGCAGCUCAAAGUCAUCCUGGAGAAGGAGUUCCACAAGCAGGAGCCCAACUCCAAGCUGGAGAAGGCGGACAUCCUGGAGAUGACGGUGAGCUUCCUGAGGCAGCAGCUGCAGGCGGGCCUCUGUCACGCCGACUUCAGCCACAGCUACUCCCACUGCCUCAGGGACUCGGUGCAUUUUCUGUCGGUCGGCUCGGCCGCCGAGGCCCCCGGUGGUCCUCAGCACGUCCUCCAGCAGCAAGACCAGACUCUCCAUGAGACGCAGAGAGCCGGCGGCUGCUCCCCGCUCAGACCCGGCACACAGCAGGACAGCGGCAGAGGCCCCGUGUGGAGGCCGUGGUAGAGACUUAAAGAUCUGAGGGGACCGGCUCUCUCCCUCACCGUGUAGGAAAUACGUUUCCAUCCUGCCCGCUCCGUCCGGGCUCACCUGUUGUCUCAUCACA
This is a messenger RNA of Fundulus heteroclitus (mummichog), 636 nucleotides long. RefSeq names its product hairy-related 12 (gene her12). The coding region runs from base 72 to 536 and encodes 154 amino acids. The record is from RefSeq and is a predicted model, not a curated record. The transcript has 2 exons. NCBI's taxonomy places the organism in Eukaryota, Metazoa, Chordata, Actinopteri, Cyprinodontiformes, Fundulidae. Gene Ontology annotation, biological process: regulation of neurogenesis; anterior/posterior pattern specification; regulation of transcription by RNA polymerase II. Gene Ontology annotation, cellular component: nucleus. Gene Ontology annotation, molecular function: DNA-binding transcription factor activity, RNA polymerase II-specific; protein dimerization activity; RNA polymerase II cis-regulatory region sequence-specific DNA binding.